GAAUGGUAGUGGGGAAGCGCAGUGACCGUUUUAGGUGGUGCUUCAUGUUAAUCACGCUUUUUGGAUUAUGUGUUGAGCAGUUGCUGUAUCUACAAGGUAUGGACUUUUUGUGUGGAAUUUUCUGUGAACCAAACAAAAUGACACCACAGGAAGCUUAACUGAGUGAAACAUACGUUUAUUUCUGGCAAUAAACAAUACGUAAACUGAAGGACCCCAAGUGAAUGUGCCCAAUUACGUUUCCAGUCAGGACAAAACUACCCAUAUAUCCAUCCUGUACUAUGUAAUGUUUCAGUGCCGUCACGGCGAUCUUAUCUUGAUAUGUUUAUGACGCAAUAAAGAGCGUUCGAUAUGGCUCUAUAUAAGACGCUGACCACAGUUGUAGUCUUCGUGGGUUUGUUGUUUGUCGAGCGUUUGCGAGUUUUGAGCGUCUUUGAGAGCAAAACUUUUCGAGUGCGAUUCAUUUCGAGCGUGUUUUGCGCGUGUUUUUCUGCUGGUUUACUGUUCUUGCGUGAAGGUAGUGAGACCGAAGAGUUUUUACCGAAAGGAAAACUUUAUUCGUUGACUCCUCCGAAACAUCUCGGAUCGCUUUAGCGAUUACAACAGUUGCCACAGUUUACCGUCUGCGACUUGUGUUGGAUUCGACCGUUGAUCAUCUCGGCAUGAAUUCCCAAGUUAUCUUCAAGUCUGCCGAAGCUGUCGAUGCCUUUCACUGGUAUCAGCCUAUAACAUCGUGGGCUGAUUUCGUGGAAGAAGCCGAAGCUUUGGCGCCCAUUCAACGCCUGGACGUACCAUCCUGGGCUUUCGUGGAUCUGACAGUGAGGUCCAGAGAUCCAGAGCCCUCACCUCUUGUACCAGCGACAGGAGAAGAGAAGCGUGUUGCUCAAAUGCAGAAAAAGAGGAGCGCACUGAAAAUUGAUACCAGUAUCAAGGAGUUAAACAGGCUCCUGGAUGGACUGCACCUGUCCACCGAGAUGCCUGCCACUUCUACACCAGCUGGUCCACCUCAGCGCAAUCCUUACUCAAGGGUUUUUAGAAAGGAGGAGCCCCCGUUCAGGGCAGCUGGUCCAUCUCGGCGUAAUCCUUACUCGUGGGUCUUUAGAAAGGAGGAGCCCCCGUUCAGGGCAGCUGGUCCAUCUCAGCGUAAUCCUUACUCCCGGGUCUUUAGAAAGGAGGAGCCCCCGUUCAGGGCAGCUGGACCAUCUCAGCGUAAUCCUUACUCGUGGGUCUUUAGAAAAGAGGACCCCUCAUUCAAAGCAGCAGGUCCAUCUCAACGUAAUUAUCCCUACUCGCGGGUUUAUAGAAAAGAGGAGCCCCGAUUCAAGGCAGCUGGUCCACCCCAGCGCAAUCCUUACUCAAUGGUUUUUAGAAAGGAGGAGCCCCCGUUCAGGGCAGCUGGUCCAUCUCGGCGCAAUCCUUACUCAAGGGUUUUUAGAAAGGAGGAGCCCCCGUUCAGGGCAGCUGGUCCAUCUCGGCGUAAUCCUUACUCCCGGGUCUUUAGAAAGGAGGAGCCCCCGUUCAGGGCAGCUGGACCAUCUCAGCGUAAUCCUUACUCGUGGGUCUUUAGAAAAGAGGACCCCUCAUUCAAAGCAGCAGGUCCAUCUCAGCGUAAUCCUUACUCCCGGGUCUUUAGAAAGGAGGAGCCCCCGUUCAGGGCAGCUGGUCCAUCUCAGCGUAAUCCUUACUCGUGGGUCUUUAGAAAAGAGGACCCCUCAUUCAAAGCAGCAGGUCCAUCUCAACGUAAUUAUCCCUACUCGCGGGUUUAUAGAAAAGAGGAGCCCCGAUUCAAGGCAGCUGGUCCACCCCACCGUUAUUAUCCCUACUCAUGGGAUUUUAGAAAACAGGAGCCCCCAUUCAAGGCAGAUGGUCCACCUCAUUUUAGGCGUAAUCCUCACGCCUCAAGGCAGUGGAAGACCGAAUACAUAAGGCAAAUAGACAGACCGAAGCCACCUUCAGACGUGUCUAGAUUUAAAUUAAGGCCUGCAACAUUUGGUUUUGUACAAACGCAGAAGAAGAGGAGCACACGGAAAACUGACACUUGCAUUGAGGAGUUAAACAGACUCCUGGAUGGACUGCACCUGACCAACGCGACCCCUGCCAGAUUUACACCAACUCCUCUGCCUCAGCGUAAUCCUCCCGCCUCAAGCCAAUGGAAGACAGAAUACUUGAGCCCACUGGACAGACCUAAAUGUAAAUACAUAAGGCCUCCAUCAUUUGAUUUUGCACAAAUGCAGAAGAAGAGGAGCACACUGAAAAUUGACACCAGUAUUAAGGAGUUAAACAGGCUCUUGGAUGGACUGCACCUGUCCACUGAGAUCUCUGCCACACCUACACCAGCUCGUCUACCUCAGUGAGUUCAACAAAUUCCCUCAAUUAAUGUUUUUGAAUAUUUGAAGAAACAAUGUGCUGGGUAACAUUUUGUUCUCUGACCUACAGUUUCAAUGUUCUUCUUUUUCGAACUGUCUUAAAAAUCAUAUUUUUUAAUCAACUAAUAGUUUUUGAUUAAUAGCCUAAGUUUAGGAAAUGCUGUUUAUUAAAAUUGUAAUUCAUCUUUUUGUUUUUGCAGUUCAGCCAAAUCCAGCCAGUAGACUUCAAUCCAGUGGCGGAAAUUAGACAAGCAGCCAUAAAUAAAUGCUAAUAAUAAAAAUAAUCAUUAAAUCUAGAAUCUGAAAAAGAAUGAAGCAGCAUUUUAAAUCAGUCACUUGAUCACACAUUUACUAAUUUCUAUACAAUAAACGGACACAGUGUACUUCAUAUGGGAUAGGGAAACAAAUAGCAAUGCUGAGAAUUCUUCAACGCAGAGCGGGAACAGACUACCCGUGUAAUAUAUUAUUCCAAAACUUAAACCUCUUCUAAAUCAGUUAAUUGACACAAAACAUUAACUAAAUCUAAAUUGACAGAACAAUAACAGCAAUAAAAUAAUGAUACCAACCAAUACAGUUUAAAGUUUAGCAUGUGAUUUUCAGGUACUGACAAUAAACAAAGCAUCAACAGAACUAGAUAGUGAUGUUUACAUUUUUAGCAGACGCUUUUAUCCAAAGCUACUUGCAGAUCUUUUUAAAAAUCACAGCCAUUUACAUAACAGAAAUUGCCAUUCUCUGUGAGUCUCCUUUUACAGUCUCUCUCUUUCAUUCACACGCCCGUCCUGUCUUAUUAUUUCUCACUAAUAACUUCACUGAAGAAGCACCGCGGAAAUUUAAAAGACGUGACGGUUUGGAAUUAGUAACGGAGGUUUGUUCAACUGUUAUGCUGGGCUGGAAUUCAUAGCGAAAGAAAGUUCCCCAUUUCCUUUAAAAACGGGAGUGCUCCAAUGUGGUUUCUGAUUUAUCUACACACUUGUGCCGACGAACUGUUGUAUAAAUGUAAUAUCUAUAUUGCAUUAUCACAGUUUGGGUACUUUUUUAUUUGAACAUAAUACAUGAUGUCAUCACAUCCUAUAAGCACCUUCGGAUCCGCUUGGCUCCUAUAUUUUAACAGAGUUUAUAUCCCAUUAAACCCGUUCAUGUACAUAUUUUUGCUUUCUGUUAUCAGUUCUGAUUCAUGACUGUGACAUCGCCUGUCAUAAUGACCUUAAAGAGUAUUGAUUUUGGCUAUAUUCUUUCAUGCAGCGCACAGCCUCUGUCUGGGUAACGAUGUGCAUAUUUUCAUAUGAACUGUGUUCAUGUUUAUGCAUCCAAACAGCUGUUAUUUGGAUCACGGAUGAACUAAAACAUUGUGUCAUUUUCACAUAACACAGUAGCAGCCCCUAUACUAAUAAGUUUGUCUUGUUUUCUUGUUUCAUUCUCGGGACAUCUGAGUCUGACAGAGCCAGCUUGGGUUUGACUGGAUGUUCAGCAUCGUGCCACUACGUGAUAACCACAACUGAAGCCAGGGUCAACUGGAAGGUAAUGGGAGUCUGUAAGGAGUCACGGGUGGAGGAGAGAUGCCAGAAGUGCUGGCAUUCCUUUGUGUAGAAUUAUAAUUAAUUCGUAACACUUCAACAUGUUACAGUUUGAUUUCAAGCAAAUAACACAUUCACUUCUUAUAAUAGCAAAGAUCUCUAGCAUUGUGUUAUGUUUGAUCCACAAACAAUGAACAAGAGAUGUGUGUUCAGUGCUGUGCAGAACGGACCGCUAUGACAUCAAAGUUCUCGUGACUUACGCAGAUCGAUCUACCGGCCUGUGCAGCACUGCUUCAAGUCAUACACACACACACACACCUCCCUUUAGUAGUAAAUCUAGUUUGUGUCACUUUUGGUGAUUUAGAUCUAUGCUUUACAUCUUUUGAUCAUUUGUGAACCUCAUUUACUAUCUUUUGUGUGUGUUGUGUCCUAACAUCACCAUUCAUGUUUAUUCAACUAAUGACAAUCAAGCACAAAAUUGUUUCCAAGAGCAUGAAAUUCAUCAUAAGAUCUAGCCACUUAGUUUGACCUUUACUUUAUACAGAUUGUCUAAAAUUGUUCAGUCUGAUGACAUACUUUGUUGCAUAUAGUAAAUGAUGACAAAAUAAACAUGAAAAACAAGAUUAAUCUUAAUUUUCACAAUAUUUAUGCAGUUAAUCGCACAAAUCAAGUGAUAAAUUUGAAUCGAUUCUUUGUGUUGAUUGAAUUUUGAUUUUGUUGAAUUAGAAAUAAAAAAAAUUGUCUGCGGACUUUGGUUGAUCGUUUAGCCUUCAUGUGCGCUGAGCUUUCUCUUGAUCCAUAUUUGUUCCAGAUGCAACAGUUGUCUAUACUCCUCUAGAGGCACUUAAAGUGAUAGUUCACCCGAAAAUGAACAUUCUGUCAUCGUUUACUCACCCUCAGGUUGUUUCAAAUCUGUAUAAAUUACUUUCUUCUGAGAAACGCAAAGGAAGAUAUUUGGAAGAAUGUUAGUAACCAAGCGCAAAGGAAGAUAUUUGGAAGAAUGUCAGCAUCCAAACAGAUCUCAUCCCCAUUGACUCCCAUUGUAUUUAUUUUCCCUACUGUGGCAGUAAAUGGGGAUGAGAUCUGUUUGUUUACUAACAUUUGUUUCAGUUGUCCGUCUUGUGUUCAUCACAACAAGAAAGGUAAACAGGUUUGGAACAACCUGAGGGUGAGUAAAU
Molecule: messenger RNA, 5055 nt
Organism: Triplophysa rosa
Lineage: Eukaryota; Metazoa; Chordata; Actinopteri; Cypriniformes; Nemacheilidae
Exons: 19
Coding region: 660-2351 (563 amino acids)
Source: RefSeq, a predicted model, not a curated record